Molecule: messenger RNA, 1245 nt
Organism: Striga asiatica
Lineage: Eukaryota; Viridiplantae; Streptophyta; Magnoliopsida; Lamiales; Orobanchaceae
Source: the annotation of a GenBank genome assembly
AUGGACCCAGCUCCGUCACACUUGGCUUUAGGCCUGCCUACUAGUCUCUUUCGGGGACCAAUCCAUCAUAGAACCAACUUUCAAGCUAUGAAAUACAGGCCCAACCAACUUCAACGAGAGGAGGUCAAGGAGAGGGGUGGUUCUGCGAUAGGGCGGUGGUCGGAGAGCAGGACUUAUGAGGGUGAUGGAUUAAGAAAGGCUCUUCUUCAGAAGACAGCCUGGCGUUUUUUAGUUGAUGACCAAAGCCCCCGUAAUUAUUGUAGCUGUCAAAGUGCUGAAAGCAAAAUACAAAGUGGAAGGGAGCCACUAGUGGACCUGCUCAGUCAGUUGCCUGAUGGGGUGAAUCUUGAGGCCAAGCCGCAGUACAGGUCCUUGCCUCUUCCAAUGGUCUCAGAUGUGAAAGAUAAAUGGAUUUGGAAGCUCUAUAGUCCUAUAAUUCGUUUUCUCCUCAAAGACAGCUUAUUUGGACAUGGUGAAUCAGGUGAAUACUUUCCGCCUCCAAGCUUGAUUAAAGGACUACUUCCCCCAUCACUAUCAGAGUUGAAAGCGAAAUGGAAUUUGGAAACUCGCUAUCCAUCUGAGCGUGGAACCAGACGAGAUCUCCUUUUUGACCUGUUGCCAAAGAAGAACCCGCAGCGAAAAAGAGAGUCCGAUAUCCCGGACCUGGUUGCCACCUUUUUUGGUCGAGGUGCCGCUACGUCUGCAGGAGAUGAAAAAACCUAUUCCGCCGCCGAACUGCUUUCUGUUGCUCAAUCGUCCACUUUAGAUGAAACUACUCCACUAAAUCAUAUUAUGCGGCAGAGACAGAAGGCUCAGGGAGGUGAAGAAUAUUCAUUUCUUUCCAGCUUUGGUCACAUAGGCUUAAACCGGGCUUUGAACGCAGGGCUGCGAAUAUUCGCGCUCGACAGGCGGCUACGACUAAGUAGUCCAUUCCGAUGUUCUGCUUCAUGCCCACUGCAAACUACUCCUUUCAAGUCCUACAUCCUCGAAGCUUUCCGCGCCGAGGAAGCACUUGUAGCUAACCGCUUUGCUCUUAAUAAAGAAAAAGGCGUAGGAGAGCUGGCAAGAAAAGAGAUUUCGUAUUCGUAUAUUGGUUUGUACUUCGUUCCUUGGAACGGGAAGGCAGACUGCCCCUGGAAUUUCUCAUUUGAUGUUUCUCUUGUCGAGUCAAUAGAAUUUGAGUAUACUGUUCAAGAAUUACCCGCGGAACGGUACGAGGCCAAUGAAAGACCUGGUCUUGGAUAG